This is a messenger RNA of Lampris incognitus (smalleye Pacific opah), 2315 nucleotides long. It is a transcript of the gene slc41a1, whose product is annotated as solute carrier family 41 member 1. Gene Ontology annotation, cellular component: plasma membrane. The record is from RefSeq and is a predicted model, not a curated record. Bases 1 to 1653 code for a protein of 550 amino acids. Gene Ontology annotation, molecular function: monoatomic cation transmembrane transporter activity. The transcript has 10 exons. NCBI's taxonomy places the organism in Eukaryota, Metazoa, Chordata, Actinopteri, Lampriformes, Lampridae. Gene Ontology annotation, biological process: monoatomic cation transport.
AUGGUACUUUGGCUGAAAGAGCAAGACAAACUCCCCGACAUCGACAUGUCCUCCGGGGCAAUUGAGAUGAAGAAGGAGGGAGGCCCGCUGACGCCGGCCUUCCUCAACUCCAACGGCUCCGUUCAUCCGGUUAUUAUGACCGAGGACCCCGAGGAGGUGAGACAGGAGACAGCAGGGGGCGAGUGUGAGCUCGCCGAGGUCACCUCUUUCACGGACGGAGCCGGCGACCCCGGGGAGGACGACCGCUCCGAGAUUGUGGCCAUAGACUGCCGCGCCAAUGCCAAAGGCCAGCGGGAAGAGGACGCGCUGCUGGAAAACGCCAGCCAGAGCAACGAGAGCGAUGACACCAGCACCAACCAGAGCCCGGAACCACCGGCGACACUGAAGGAGACCUCCUUCUCCAUCGGCCUGCAGGUGGUCUUCCCCUUCCUGCUGGCCGGCUUUGGGACAGUUGCAGCAGGAAUGGUGCUAGAUAUCGUCCAGCACUGGACAGUGUUUACGGAGGUGACAGAGGUGUUCAUCCUUGUUCCAGCGCUGCUGGGGCUCAAAGGCAACCUUGAGAUGACGCUGGCCUCUCGACUUUCCACAGCGGCUAAUAUUGGACAGAUGGACACAGCCAAGGACAUGUGGAAGAUGAUCAUGGGGAACUUGGCGCUCAUCCAGGUCCAGGCUACCGUGGUGGGUUUCCUGGCGUCCAUCGCUGCUGUAAUCUUUGGCUGGAUCCCAGAGGGCCACUUCAGGCUGGGUCACGCCGUGCUGCUCUGUGCCUCCAGUGUGGCUACGGCAUUCAUAGCCUCUCUGCUGCUAGGGCUCAUCAUGAUUGGCGUUAUCGUUGCAUCACGGAAGGUGGGCAUCAACCCUGACAAUGUGGCCACGCCGAUCGCUGCCAGCCUCGGAGACCUCAUCACCCUUUCUCUGCUGGCUGGCAUCUCAACAGGGCUGUACAAGGAACUAGAAUACAAUGGCUAUGCCAACCCACUGGUGUGUGCGGUGUUUGUGGCUAUGUGCCCCUUGUGGGUGCUAAUAGCCAGGAAAAACCCCUCCACCAAAGAGGUUCUCUACUCAGGCUGGGAGCCUGUCAUCAUUGCCAUGGCCAUCAGCAGUGUUGGCGGUUUGAUCCUUGACAAGACUGUCUCUAACCCAAACUAUGCUGGCAUGGCUGUCUUUACUCCGGUCAUCAAUGGGGUGGGAGGUAACCUGGUUGCGGUUCAAGCUAGUAGAAUCUCUACCUAUCUGCACAUGCAUGGCCUUCCAAUGGGGGACCCAAACCCCACCCCCAGGAAGUGUCCCACACCCUGCACCUCAUUCUUUGGCUCCACUGUGAACUCUCGUUCUGCCCGGGUGCUCUUCCUCCUGGUAGCUCCAGGACACCUGGUCUUCCUCUACACCAUCAGCUCCAUGAGAGGAGGACACACCACGCUGACGUCCAUCUUCAUAGCCUUCUACAUGGCUGCUGCACUUCUGCAGGUGAUGAUCCUGCUCUACCUAGCUGACUGGAUGGUGCAUUGGAUGUGGGGUCGGGGAAUGGACCCAGACAACUUCUCCAUCCCUUACCUUACUGCUCUGGGGGACCUGCUGGGAACAGGAUUCCUGGCUCUCUGCUUCCACAUCCUCUGGCUCAUCGGGGACAGAGAUACUGAUGUGGGAGACUGAGCAUGCACGUGCACAUGCGCUCACACAGCAUACACAUUCAAUUACAAAUACACGCACAUGUGCGUGCAUGCGCGUGCGCGCGCGCACACACACACACACACUCACACACACUAGCAAAACCCCUUCGGUUUAACUCAGCAUUACCUGAAAAUGAACGAUAUAAAUAAGGGCUAAUCUCAAAGUGACACGUUCUACCCUUUCUCAUAGAGCCCUGCUUGAUGGUAGUACAUUUGAAUCCUCGGGACACUGAAACAUCGCCACAACAUCUUGAUAUAUGAACAAUAUCUUUAUUCCAACACAGGAGCAUUUGAACAAGCAUAACGGUAACCUCAACCACUCUACUGUCAAACUCGGCAACCAGAAAAAACAGAGCCCCUAUCCACCCUACAGACUACACUGCUCCUUCCAUAUUUCAGUAAAUAACAGAGUCCUACUAGUUUUGUUAUGAUAUUAUUAUUUUGACAGUGAUUAUUAUUGUUGGUAAUACCACGUUUGAUACAAAAUCAAUACCUGAUCUAUUCAUAGGGCCAGUCCCCAUUAUUAUUAAUGGGAAAGUUAGCCCACUGUAAUGGCCUUGUUUGUAAAGAUGAGAUAAACGUUUAACUCCUGAGGGGGGGAAAAAAAAAACAAAUGGACAGACUGCAAAAAAAAAGAAGAAAAAC